Messenger RNA from Peromyscus leucopus (white-footed mouse), 2077 nucleotides. RefSeq names its product nuclear receptor binding factor 2 (gene Nrbf2). The coding region runs from base 344 to 1285 and encodes 313 amino acids. The record is from RefSeq and is a predicted model, not a curated record. NCBI's taxonomy places the organism in Eukaryota, Metazoa, Chordata, Mammalia, Rodentia, Cricetidae. Gene Ontology annotation, biological process: autophagy. The transcript has 3 exons.
GUAAUUUAUAAAUGAAUUUUGAGUUCCUGAGUAUUGUAGAACUUGCUCUUGGUUUUGUAUUAGUCAGGGUUACAUUUUUGUCUGAAUCCUCCUGAGCCUGGACAUUAUUCUCUGCAUUCUGGUCAGCAUUCUGGUUGCUGUGUUCUCACCAAAACUGCCCACUAAGCUCCGCAUACAGCCUUUGAAGCUGCCUUCUGUAGCCUCCCUUCUCCACAGUUCCAAACUUGGGUAGAUGAGUGCCCUCUGCAUAGUAUCGUCAGGCAGAGUCACACGGUGACCCCACUUUUGGGCUCUCGUUUUCAGGGUUAAGUUUCCAGCAUUGUGACAGAACUAACUGAGAAGAAUGAACUUUAUUUUAUUUGUGUGUGCGCAGGAGGGGUACACAUGUGCUGUCGUAUGUUUGGAGGUUGGAGGACAACUCUGGGAGUGGGAUCCAAGGUUAAACUCAGGUCGGGCUUGUGUUACAAGUGCCUUCAGCCACUGUGCCCUCUUGACAGCUUUAGAAAAUGAGUUUGGACAAGGAAAGACACGAGCAGCUUAUCUCUCUGAAGCCAUGAAGUUGACACAGUCGGAGCAGGCUCACUUAUCACUGGAACUGCAACGGGACAGCCACAUGAAACAGCUUCUCCUCAUCCAGGAGAGGUGGAAGAGAGCAAAGCGGGAGGAGCGCUUGAAAGCGCAGCACAGCACAGACAGGGACGGAACUCCCCACCUGCAGGCAUCUCACAAGCCCUCUGAGGACGCGGAGGGCCAGAACCCUCUUCUUCCUCAGACACACAUCCCUUCCGCAGAGAAGCGCCUCCCUGAGCUUCAGGGGGUCCUUGACAGGGAUCCAGACACACUGCUCUAUUUACUUCAGCAAAAGAAUGAGCCAACAGAACCGUGUAUUGGAAGCAAAGCCCCAAAAGAUGAUAAAACAAUUAUAGAGGAGCAGGCAACCAAAAUUGCAGAUUUGAAGAGGCAUGUGGAAUUUCUUGUGGCUGAAAAUGAAAGAUUAAGGAAAGAAAAUAAACAACUAAAGGCUGAGAAGGCCAGACUUCUGAAAGGUCCGACGGAGAAGGAGCUGGACGUUGAUGCCGACUUUGUGGAGAAGUCGGAGCUGUGGAGCUUGCCACCACACUCGGAAACUGCCACAGCCUCUUCAACCUGGCAGAAGUUUGCCUCCAACACUGGGAAAGCCAAGGACAUUCCAAUCCCUAAUCUUCCUCCUCUGGAUUUUCCAUCUCCAGAACUUCCUCUUAUGGAGCUCUCUGAGGACAUUCUGAAAGGAUUCAUGAAUGAUUAAAAUGGGAAGCCAUUGGAGAGGCUGGUGACACAGAUAAUCCAGAAAAGAAUACAAAGGGAAAGAAAGUCAUGCCCCAGGGGAUCCCAGAAAUGCUCCUUCAUCUGGUAUACUGUGGGAGGAGAGGCGGUGCCAGGACCUGGGAAAGUCACUGUGAAACAUCACUUAUCUUAUGACUAAAGCUCAUGUUUCCGACUGGGCAGACACUGAACUCUUGGAUGGAGGUUCGCUUUCUUAUGAUACAAACCAAAUGGCUACCUGGAAUAAUUUUUCAAACAGUUAUUUUUCUUAUCUUCAGGGUUAAAUGUAUAAAAGUAUGUCAUGUGUAAUUAAUCUAUAAUGCCAUAAAUGAUAAUGCAAAAGCUAAAUAUGGUGGCCUGAGAGGCUCACUUGUAUUUGGAACAUGCUUUCUAUCAUGCAUUGACUGUAUGCAUUUUAUGCACAUUUUGUUUGUUGAGAUUCGGUGUGUAAGAUACACCCUUCCAGAUGGAACUGUAUGUGCCACAGUUUGCACUACUCAUAAUAUAAUGAUAACCUCAAGACUAUCAGGAGAAAUAUUUACAUUUCCAUUUUAUGAAGAAAGGAACCAAAUUAUUAGUUAUGCUUUUUAAAAAAAUUACCAGUUUACAUAAUUAAUCAGGGUGCAUUUUAAGUUCUAACUUUGUGUUAUAUGAUGCAUCAUUUGUAAAUUCUGAGGAACUCUCCUUUGUUCUGAAUGAUGCAUGUGUGAAAGUAAUGCUAGUUAGCAGUAUUUGAUUGUAAGAAAUCAAUAAAGUAAUUGUGUUUCAUACCCUC